This is a messenger RNA of Lytechinus variegatus (green sea urchin), 4370 nucleotides long. RefSeq names its product menin-like. Bases 244 to 2289 code for a protein of 681 amino acids. The record is from RefSeq and is a predicted model, not a curated record. The transcript has 6 exons. Gene Ontology annotation, cellular component: histone methyltransferase complex; chromatin; nucleus. Gene Ontology annotation, molecular function: Y-form DNA binding; chromatin binding; transcription cis-regulatory region binding. Gene Ontology annotation, biological process: negative regulation of cell cycle; negative regulation of cell population proliferation; regulation of transcription by RNA polymerase II. Lineage: Eukaryota; Metazoa; Echinodermata; Echinoidea; Temnopleuroida; Toxopneustidae.
CAGGAUAGGCCGCUAAGAUGAUAAUUUGUCUUCUAUUCCACCAUAUUUUGCAUUUGUUAAACAUUUAUUAGAGAGGUCACAUUUUUUUGCGAUUCGAACAGUGAAGAAAACGAUGUAAACACGGGAUGCGAUAAAACGUCGUCAUUCAAGUAAAGUGCACACUGCGCAUGAUAUUAUUCAUUCUUCAUCAUCUCGACAUCCUGUAAUGCGCAUGCGUAAGGCAGGUAAAUCAACUUUUUCGCAAUGGCGGGUAUCCGUGAUGAAACGAGGAAGCUCUUCCCCGUUGAUAGUGUUCGGGCUAUCUUGGAGAUAUUCCGUUCAGAAUUGGAAGGAGAUCAUGAACCGAAUUUGACGAUUCUUUCGGUUGUUAUUGGGAUGGUGGAAAACAUUUUAACGAGCAAUCGUUCUUCGUCCCAGGGUCAAGCUGCUGAUGAGAACCGCAUGUGCAUUGAACCCAUCUUCCCAGUCAUUGAGUUACCGAACGUUGAGGCAUUGUGCGCGAAAUUCGAGGCACAAGUGAAGGGAUCUGUCGACUUGAGCGACUACAAAUCAGAAUUUGCUAACCGAGAAAUGGUGAAAAAGGUGUCGGACAUUAUCUGGAGUUCCCUUUCUCGCGCAUACUACAAAGACAAGGCCCACUUGCAAUCUCUUUUCAGUUACUUGACUGGAAACCAGCUAGACUGUUUUGGCGUUGCUUUAGCUGUGGUUGCUGCGUGUCAGAUCCUGAACUUCAAAGAUGUACAUCUAGCCCUAUCUGAAGACCAUGCAUGGGUCGUGUUUGGAGAGAAAGGAGAAGGGACUGCUGAGGUCACUUGGCAUGGAAAAGGGAAUGAGGACAAAAGAGGGCAGCCUAUCAGCAUGGGUAUCACGGAGAAGAGUUGGUUAUAUUUGAAUGGUUUUCCUGUGGUGUGUACUAGACACAUGGAGGUAGCAGCAUUGGUAUCGGCUAUCAAUCCAACUAUCAACUCGUCAUUAGACAGCAUAGAACUAGCAUCUUUACAACAGGAGCUUCUAUGGUUAUUGUAUGACAUGGGUCAUCUGAAAAAAUAUCCUCUUGCUUUGAGCAAUCUUGGUGACCUUGAAAGCAUUGACCCCAGUCCUGGUCGACCCACGACCCUUGAACUGUUUGAGGAGGCCAUUCAAUCUGGUAAAGAGUUCUAUUCUGACCAUCAUGUCUAUCCCUACACAUAUCUAGGAGGUCAUCUCUAUCGGCAGAAGCAGUACAAGAGAGCGAUGCAGUACUGGGCAGAAGGAGCAAAAGUCCUCAGCCAGUACAACUACCAACGCGAAGAUGAGGAGGUGUACAAGGAAUUCAUGGAAGUGGCCAAUGAACUAAUCCCCACUAUCCUGAAGGAAGCUACUGUUUACCAUUCCAGAGAUGCUAGGCACAUCCCAAAAGACCCUGAAUGCUAUGGCUUCUACCUACGUCUCUAUGACAACAUCUGUAAGUGGGAAGAAGGCAGUUCUACCCCUGUCUUGCACAUCACGUGGGCGAAGCACUUUGUAGCCUCGGUAACCAAGUUUGAUAGCAGCAUUAGAGAUCGGUUAGAUGUAAGGUUAAUUGAUGCUGAUGGAAAAGAAGAAGUGGAAGAGAAUGAGGAGGAUGAUGAGGAAGAAGAUAAAGAGGAGGAAGGAGAAGGAGAGGCUGGUGAAGCGAAGAAAACUGGGAAGGAUAAGGAAGAGGAUAUCAACAAGAAUGUGGUCUCUGCACCUGAUGAAGCAGAUAGUUGUGGAAAGAAAGGUAAGACGGAGAAUGAGGGUGAACGCAAUGAGGAUAACAUUCAUCCAGAACUCUUCUCCGAUCCUUUCACCGGCUUAGGGUCACUUUGGGACACCAAGACGGAAUUCAGUGACUUUCUGAGCACUCGCUCAAAUGGCAGUGCCUUCCCGGGCAUGACCCUAGAAUCUCUCAUGAAAGCCGAGAGUCCUGCAGAAAUGGCAUUCCACAGGCGUCUCAAGUCGCAGCUUUCACAGGAUGAUACUGGUGCACAAGGACAGAGUGAGAGUAAACAAGGUGAUGAUGCAGGAUGUGUCGAUGAGGAUGAUGACACCAAGGAUGAUCUUGAGGACAGCAUCAACCUGCCACCGCAACCUGUACCCAAGAUCCUCUUGAGGAGUGCGAAGAUGAAAGGCCUGCGUGGUAUCCUCACCUCUACAGGUAAACUAAACACUGCAGCCAUCCACCUUCAGCUGACGGCCCAAUCGCAGGUCCAGGUCGGCAAGAGAAUUCGAUCCACUAACGAUUAUGAGGACUAUGGCACCUUGAGACGAAGACCACGCAGGGAAUAAGGAGGACUGAAUUCCAUUGAUAAACUUUGCCAGUAAUGUCAAGGAUUCCUUUUUCUUGGCAAUAAAAUAAUUAAAUAUGUUUCACUGUUUGAUGUAUGAAUGUCAACAAACAGAAUUUGUUUAUUUCUAUGAAGAGUACCUGAAGUGAUGGAACAGUGCCAUGCAUAAAAAUAUAUUUUGUUUUUUGUCAUUGACAAAAAGCAUUUAGUCUUAAGAAUGAAAUCGUAACUUAAAUUUUAGUUGCCAAUUAAUGUUUACAUUGUCAUUUAUCAAGUUGUAUAAAGAGAGCAUAUCUUAUCUCAUCUAAAUUUGUCUUCAGUCUGAAAGGUCACAAUUUUCUUUGAGAUUUACUUUACAUAAUAAUCAACUUUCUGAACCUUAUUUUUGUAAUGUUAACGAAUUAAAAACAUAUUUUAAACUUAGACUUUUAAGCUUUUCACCAACAUUUCCACAUUCUAUGAAAUAACAAAUCUUUACUGCAGAGACAAUCUUCAGAUAAAUUGAUUUGGCGGAAAAAACAUCCUGUAAAAUUUAGGUUGUUCUUUGUGCAUUUUCGAGAUAAAAAGUGCACUUUGUGAACUUCUGUUCCUUGACUCUGCAAUAUGUACGUAUUUCAUGUGCAUUUAUCAUAUAUUUUCUUGUAUAUUUUAAUGAAAACAAGACAGUACACAGGUGCGGAGUGCAAUUGUGCCCUUCUUUUUAUGUUUCAUAAGCAUGCUUUAUGUGAUCAGUUGGUCAGAUUUUUAUAUUUAUUGUAUGGAAAUACAAAUUGUAUUUAUGUCUUUUGAAAUUUAUUGUAUUUGCUUGAAUAUGUACAUUUUCCUUACAAGUAAUGAACAGAACUUCCCUGUGACAUUAAUCCAGUUGUACAUACUGUAUAGCACCGAAAAAGUGUUGCUUUUAAAAGUGUAAACUCUUCUUGUUGGAGUGCUUUAUCUUUGUAGAUAUGAAGUUGUCUGUUUUCUUCUGAUUAUGGAGAAGAUGGUAAAUGCUUAUCUAAUGAUUUCAUGUAUCAAAGGGAAUUUACCCUGAUAAUUUCAGUUUUGAUGAAAGCAGAAAAAUUCAAAGGUUUAAAAAAAUCCAUCAAAAAAUAACAGUUAUGAAUUUUUUUUUUUGGAGAAAUAAUGUGACCUCACAGACGAUAUUGUUUUGCAUCAUAAAUUCUCCAUUGCCAUUUCCCCCAAAAUUUGAUAAUGGUUUUAUACAUGUAUGUGUGUUGAAUAUAUCAUCAGACGCACAAUUUCACAGUUCAUACCCCAUUCUUUAAGAAAAAUAUAUUCGUAUUUAUCAUAUUCCAUAUAAAAAAAACAAAUUUAUGGAAUAUAUAGAACAUGAUAUAUGGAAAAGCUGCUUGCAUAUCAUGUUAGAUAUUUAAAAUUUUUAGAACUUGAUACCUUUUUAUUUUUUUAUGAGGUUUUCCAGAAACUGUCAAUAUUUUUAUUUUUUUUCUGCUUUUAUCCUAACCAACUUAUCAUAAGGGUGAACUUCCCUUUAGAAUGUUGUUAUCUGAAUGUUGUAUUAAUAAAUUGUUUCUUGAGAAGAGCUUUCUCCUCCAAAACCUCUCUCUCUUGUCAUGACCAAAUUAUAAUACUUUUUGCAUGCCUGGAUGAAUUGAUAACUUCUUGACAUUUUGUAUUUUAUACAUUGUUUUUUUCUUUUUUUCGAAUAUAUUUUCUGUCCAUUCAUAGUUGACAUUUCAUUGAAAAUCUUUUAAAUGAACAGCAGUUUUUAUUCAAAUUGUUACCAAAGAAUAAAUAUGACAUUCUUCAUGUUGUUGCUAUGUAUUAUGCACUUGCCAAACGUUUGGAAUGUAUUUGGUCCUCUCGUAAGCUGUUGAUGUAUCAUAUUGAUGUAAAGUGUAAUUGAAUUUGAAUUGUUAAUAUUGUUUAUAAAAAAAUUGUGUAGAUUCAUUGACCGAAUACUCUUUGUCAUUUUAUUGUUCGAUGCUUGUAUAGAUAAUAAUGUCUUUCUGUCAGUAGAAAAGUUCCUUUGUAAAUUACAAGAAGAGGGUUAUGAUAUAAAGUGUAAUAAUGAACAAAAUGCUUUUGUAAGUAAGGGUUGUAUUUUAGAGAUGCAGCAUG